CCCAAAUUAAACAAAAAAGAAGGUUUAAAUCGACCCUCUAAAAAAAUCCGCCGUUCGUUUUAAUACUUAUUUUUCAUCUAAUGUUGUAAGGUGAAGUGCGUGUGUUGUUUGCAGAUAUUUGCUUCACUACCUUCAUGAAUGUGGAGCUAUCAAGUUUCUGAUUUCUCCCACAAGGUUCUUUUUUGAGUUUCUGAUUUGUGGAAUGACGAUUCUGAUUCAUUGGCUCUUAAGCUCUCUAAAAUUAAAUUAUGAAUGUUUUAUGAUCCAACAAUAUUAUCUGUAGGAACUGUGAAUUUUAUAAUUGAAAUCAUAAUUAGAAAUUUUUCAUGAACAGAUUAAAACAAAUUCAUGCACAUAGCCUAAGAAAUGGCAUUGACCAGACGCAAUACCUUCUAACGGAGCUUCUACAAAUCCCCAACAUCACUUACGCCCAAAACUUGCUCAACCUUACUUCCAAACCUACGGCCUUCUUCUACAACAAGCUUAUUCAAGCCUACUCUGCUCAAAACCAACCUCACCGCUGUUUCUCCCUGUAUACUCGAAUGUGUUUCAAUGGUUGCCCGCCAAACCAAUUCUCCUUCACCUUCCUCUUUUCUGCAUGCGCUUCCUUCCCCUCCCCUCUUUACGGCCAAAUGCUCCACACCCAAUUUUUUAAAUCGGGUUUCGGACAUGAUUCCUUCCCAUUGACCGCUUUAAUUACCAUGUAUUCGAAGUUUGGUAAGUUAAAGCUUGCGCGCCAGGUGUUCGAUGAAAUGAGUAUGAAAGAUUUGCCCAUUUGGAAUUCGAUGAUCACGGGUUACGCGAGGUGCGGGGAUAUGGACGGAGCUUUGGAAUUGUUUAGAUCAAUGCCCAAUAGGAAUUUGGUUUCCUGGACCGCAAUGAUAUCUGGGUACUCGCAGACUGGAAAGUACGCGGAAGCAUUAGCCAUGUUCUUGAGCAUGGAAACGGAGGAAAGCACGAUUAACCACGUUACCAUAGCUAGCGUGCUUCCAGCCUGCGCAAGUCUUGGGGCACUGGAGGUUGGAAUGAGGAUUGAAACGUACGCGAGGAAUAAGGGGUUUUUCAAGAAUCUGUACGUGAGCAAUGCUGUACUGGAAAUGUACGCAAGAUGUGGUAGAAUUGAUGAAGCUAGGCGAGUGUUUGAUGAUAUUGGCAACAGAAGAAAUUUGUGCUCAUGGAACUCUAUGAUCAUGGGCUUGGCUAUCCAUGGAAAAUCCUGCGAAGCUCUUGAACUUUACAAUGAAAUGCUGAUGGAAGAAACAGCACCAGAUGAUGUAACAUUUGUGGGUUUGCUGCUAGCAUGCACUCAUGGAGGCCUGGUUGUACAAGGCAGACAGCUAUUCAAGUGGAUGAGUGAAAAGUACCGUAUUAAUGCUAAACUAGAGCACUACGGAUGCAUGGUUGAUCUUUUAGGCCGUGCUGGGGAGCUGCAAGAAGCUUAUGAUCUCAUAAAAAGCAUGCCAAUGAAACCAGAUUCUGUUGUGUGGGGAGCUCUUUUGGGAGCCUGCAACAUAUAUGGCAAUGUUGAGAUAGGUGAAAUAGCAGCCGAGUCACUCUUCAAGCUUGAACCAUGGAAUCCAGGGAAUUACGUUAUACUGUCAAAUAUAUAUGCAUCGAAAAGCAGAUGGGACAGGGUUUCGAAGCUGAGGAAGGUGAUGAAGUCCAGCCAAAUAACAAAAGCAGCUGGAUACAGUUUCAUUGAAGAGGGGGGCAAGGUUCAUAAGUUCAUUGUGGAGGAUAAAUCACAUCCAAGAUCUAACGAGAUAUAUGAAGUGUUGAAUGAAGUUUGGAGCAAGAUGAGGCAAGAAAAGAGGGCUGCUAAUUUUGAUUUGGAGCUUGAAGAAGUGUUCAUGAUGGAGUAAAACAGGUCAAAUUUUUCGCUGUAAAACUAGGAUAGGAUAAGCAGCUGAAAAAAUUUAUGAUAGAGUAUAACCUGAAACCAAACAUACAGCUAUCUCCUCUUUUAUCUGUAGCAAUACCUAUCUAACAAUUUAUGGAAGGAAUAAUUGCCAGCUCUGUUUCAGU
Messenger RNA from Carica papaya (papaya), 2025 nucleotides. Its product is annotated as Pentatricopeptide repeat (PPR) superfamily protein. NCBI's taxonomy places the organism in Eukaryota, Viridiplantae, Streptophyta, Magnoliopsida, Brassicales, Caricaceae. Gene Ontology annotation, biological process: RNA modification. The record is from RefSeq and is a predicted model, not a curated record. Gene Ontology annotation, molecular function: protein binding; RNA binding.